Molecule: messenger RNA, 507 nt
Organism: Anisakis simplex (herring worm)
Lineage: Eukaryota; Metazoa; Nematoda; Chromadorea; Rhabditida; Anisakidae
Source: the annotation of a GenBank genome assembly
AUGAUUGUACCAGCAAAAGCCAUGUAUAUGGCUAAAGACCUUCAACGAAGUGCCGAUUACUGGUCUGUGAAAAUCAAACCUCCUAAGAAUCCAACAGACACAAUUUUGAAUAAGGGAUCAAUGUUGGCGCAGAGAUUUCUGACAGUUAUCGAUAUGGAGGAGAAGGAUCAUUUGGAGCAAGCAGCACGUGAACUAUGGGAACGUGUAUGGUUGAGGAAUGAAACGAUUCAUAACGUUGAAGAUUUAGAAGUGGUAAGGCUUCGGUUUGCAUCCUCAAAAACGAGUUUACCGAAUGGAGCCGCGUUAAUCGCUAAGUGCGGCAGUGAAGCAGUCAAAGAGAUGCUCAAAAAAAGGACUGAAACUGCCGUAAAACAAGGGUGUUUUGGUGCACCGUGGAUCGUAGUCCAUAAAGACCAACGUGAGCUGUGUUUCUUCGGAAGUGACCGCUUACCGUUGAUUGCUCAUACAAUCGGUUGCGCUUUUCAAGGACCUCAACCUCAGCCGUAG